Messenger RNA from Macrosteles quadrilineatus (aster leafhopper), 1215 nucleotides. Its product is annotated as exonuclease 3'-5' domain-containing protein 2-like. Gene Ontology annotation, biological process: nucleobase-containing compound metabolic process. Gene Ontology annotation, molecular function: nucleic acid binding; 3'-5' exonuclease activity. The record is from RefSeq and is a predicted model, not a curated record. Bases 24 to 1055 code for a protein of 343 amino acids. Lineage: Eukaryota; Metazoa; Arthropoda; Insecta; Hemiptera; Cicadellidae. Gene Ontology annotation, cellular component: nucleus; cytoplasm. The transcript has 4 exons.
UGAGAUGUUGAUGCGAACUGACAAUGGCCAACCAGGAAAACACAUUGCGAACCCAACCACCUGAGCGGUCUGAUAUAUUUAUGGUAAACGAUGAGGCACAUGCAUCCAUUGCUGUGGGAAAACUGAUCCGGCACACCCAAGACGAUCUUAAGGUAUUCGGGGUUGACUGCGAAUGGGAUUUGGUUAGCAAAAAAGGCCAACCACACAAACCCGACGUUCUUCAGAUCGCGACUGUAGACGGCUUCUGCGCCAUCUUCAGACUUCAUUUGCUGAAAAAGGUUCCACAAGAGCUUAAGGGAUUUCUCGAGGAUCCAUACUAUGCUAAGGUCGGCGUGGGAAUUAUCGAGGACUGUGACAAGCUCAGGACGUACUUCGAGGUCAACACCGGUUGUGCGAUCGACGUCCGCUUCCUCGCCGACGACCAUAAGAUUCUUCCCAGGGGCCUCAGUCACCUCACGAAGUCCGUCCUAGGAGUCGACCUGACCAAGCAUCAUCAUUCCUUCCACUACUGGACGGGCAGACUGUCAGCCAUUCAGAAACAAUACGCGGCGUUAGACGCAAUCUACCCUGCCAGGCUGUUCUACAAGCUGAGCCACGAAAAACUCCUCCAGCUGUACGAAAACGAAUGGCAAACCUGGAGUCCCGAGCAAUACCACCAGAAAUCCAUCGGGUUGUGGGAAAAAUACGUGAACGUACCGUUCGACUUCUCAAAGUCCAAUUACGUUAAGAGCCAGGUGAUAGACAUGAUGUUGGCCUACGCCGACCUUUCCAUGAAGGACGUAAAAGACCAAGCGGUUGUAGAAGAAGAGCCACCAACACCACCAGACUUUAAAGCUAGGUUCGCAUCUAACAAGUCAGCAUUGAGGAAGGCGAGGCAAAACGACCGAGCAAAGAGAGUCCCACUAAGGUUCUUCAGGGCUCACGUCCGUCGAAUGAUGAAGCAGGGGUUGGACUUGAGCACGAUUCCGGUGGACACGAUACCACGGUCCAUGCUGGGUCCUGAUGGUCAAUUGGACAUGGAGAGGGUCAAGGAAGAAUUAGUGGAGUUUAAUUGACGUUGAGUGUGAGACUUUGAAUAUGAUCUACAGAACACGAAAGACACGUGUUAUGAGGACACAAUAGUGAACGAAUCAAUUCACAAUUGAACUUAGAAUUAUUUCCUCAGGUUAAUUUAGAUUAUUUGUUAUACUAAACUAGCUAGUUCUGUACAUUAAA